Scleropages formosus (Asian bonytongue) is the source of this 979-nucleotide messenger RNA. RefSeq names its product atonal bHLH transcription factor 7 (gene atoh7). Gene Ontology annotation, molecular function: protein dimerization activity; E-box binding; DNA-binding transcription factor activity, RNA polymerase II-specific. The record is from RefSeq and is a predicted model, not a curated record. The coding region runs from base 12 to 431 and encodes 139 amino acids. Gene Ontology annotation, cellular component: nucleus. Gene Ontology annotation, biological process: neural retina development; axon development; sensory organ development. Lineage: Eukaryota; Metazoa; Chordata; Actinopteri; Osteoglossiformes; Osteoglossidae. The transcript has a single exon.
UGCCUGAAAUCAUGAAAUCCUGCUCAUCCAGCAACAUGGACUCCGGUUCUGAGUCCGACUGCAAAGGCUCCGGAAAGUACGAAGGCGCGGUUCGACGGAGGAUGGCGGCCAACGCCCGCGAAAGGAAGCGGAUGCAAGGCCUGAACACUGCCUUCGACCGCCUGCGCAAAGUCGUCCCACAGUGGGGGCAGGACAAGAAGCUGUCCAAGUACGAGACACUGCAGAUGGCCCUGAGCUACAUCGUAGCUCUAAGCCGCAUCCUGACGGACUCCAGGCACCGUGGAUCCCACCAACAGUGGCUGGAUCUGCACGUCGAAAGCCUGCAGCAAGAGGCAGCCCCUUGCUACAUGGGCCACGGAUCCCCGAUGAGCGAUGACUACGCCCACAUAUCCUACCCCUACCAGUGCGACACGUUCCCGAUAAACAACUAGGCUCUGCUUUGUUUGUUCUGUAGAGGCACUUCUUCUACUUUUGGAAACGGUAAAUACUUUUGUAUUGCAUUUACUUUUAUUAAGCCCUUGUACAAAGAGUUACAGUAUGCUUGGAUAUGUCCAGGUCACAAAAAAAAAUCUCUGUUACAGAUCUUCCCAAAACGUAUUCGUAAAAAGAGCUCAGUCAAGCUGCUUAUUUCUCCUGGUAGCUAUAUAAAUAUUUAAGAGAGGAAAUUGUGAAGCACAGCUGAAAACUGAAGACUGAUGAUUCCUCAAAAGUAAAUUCUUGUGGUGCUUCGUACUGAAAUUAAGAAAUCAAACAUGAAAAAAUUGUUGCUGAUUACUACUAAAAAUGAUCAUAACGUAUAGAUAUUAGAUGUGUCUUUAUUUUUGAAAUUUUAAAUUUCUAACAAUAUAUUUUAAUAAUUGACAAUAGCGUUCCAUUUUCUUGGCCAUUUUUAUACCUUGAACUUUGUAAUUUGGCCCAUAGGUACUUGAAAUAUAAUUUAUAAAAAUUUAUAAUCAGAUUAAAUGUUUGUUGCUAUUUU